AUGAAAGACAGUCGCUUAUGCAAAUUUGAUGUUAAUUACUUUUUAAAGAGUUGUGUAGAAUUAGAAAAGUCAUAUGAAAAUAUUUUAGAUGAAAAAAAAAAAAAUGAGUUAAGCCUCUCCGAUGCGUUGAAAAAUGUUCAUUGUAUUAAGGAAAAAUACGAAAAAGAAAGGAAAAAUAAUUUAGAGUUAUCACAAUAUAUUUCCAAAUAUACCGAUGAAUUAGUAAAUAAUCAAAAUUGUACAGAAAACUAUGAAAUAGUGAAAAAGCAAAACACAAACUAUAAGAAAAAAAUAGAAACCCUUAAAAGGGAGAAAGAACAAGAAAAGGCAAACUCAGAAGAAAAAAUAAGAAAUAUGGAAAAUAAAUACAGUAAAGAAAUCGGGCUAUAUGAAGUUCAAAUGAGGGAAAAUAUAAAAAAACUGAAAGAAUUAGAAAAUAAGCAUACCGAAUUAAAAUCGCAAAUAUCUUCUAAGGAUUUAAUAAAUCAUAAGUCAAAUUUCUAUUCUCUUAGUUUACAGUUAAAUAAAUUAUCUUUAGCAUUAAAAGAAAUUGAACAAGAACAAGAAAAAUUAAAAUUAAAACAUGAACUCCAAAUUAAUAAUCUGAUAAAAUCUAAUGAGGAAAAUAUUAAAAAAAAAAAGGACAAUAUAAAAGAAAUAAUAAACAAUAGUGAGAAUUUAACAUUAACACAUUUAAAAAAUAAACACAAGCUACUACAAAAAAACUUUACAGCAUUGGAAAAAGAACAUUUAAAUUUGAAAAAAAGCAUAAAUAAAACGACAAAAAUACAAAGAACUUUAGCUGGAAAUCCAACAAAUAAAAACAAUCAAAACUCAUAUAAAAUAUAA
This is a messenger RNA of Plasmodium vinckei vinckei, 849 nucleotides long. Its product is annotated as conserved Plasmodium protein, unknown function. The transcript is spliced from 8 exons. The record is from RefSeq and is a predicted model, not a curated record. The coding region runs from base 1 to 849 and encodes 282 amino acids. NCBI's taxonomy places the organism in Eukaryota, Apicomplexa, Aconoidasida, Haemosporida, Plasmodiidae.